Molecule: messenger RNA, 1128 nt
Organism: Merops nubicus (carmine bee-eater)
Lineage: Eukaryota; Metazoa; Chordata; Aves; Coraciiformes; Meropidae
Product: tRNA-dihydrouridine(47) synthase [NAD(P)(+)]-like
Exons: 8
Biological process (GO): tRNA processing
Molecular function (GO): RNA binding; flavin adenine dinucleotide binding; tRNA dihydrouridine synthase activity
Source: RefSeq, a predicted model, not a curated record
GGCUGUGCAGAGAGAUGCCCCUUCGGCCCGCGGUGCCGCUUCCUUCACGACGUGGGCGAGUACCUGGCGGUGAAGCCCCCUGACCUGGGGCCCAGCUGUGUCCUCUUCCAGACCUUUGGCAAGUGCCCCUACGGCGUCACUUGCCGCUUCGCCCGGGCCCACCUCGGGGAUGGCCACCAGAACAUCAUCCACCUGGAGCUGGCCCAGCAGUGGGAGGGGAGGUCGCUGGUGAGGAACAACCUCCCCAAGGACCUCCAGCACCAGCUGCGCAAGAGGAAGUUCAGCUUCAGGAGGGCUGAGCAGUAUCUCCGUGGCCUGGCCAAGCCCCACGGCCCUGCUGGGAAGGGGGACAAAGCCACGGGGAGAUCUGCUGAGGACCAAGAGGUGUCCAGCUGCACAACCCCCCAGGAAGAUGGUCAGGUGGCUUCCCCCACCAGGACAAUGGGCCCAGUGACAGAUGAAGACGUGAUAAAGCUGCGGUCCUGUGAGAAGAAGAAGCUGGAAAUCCAAGGCAAGCUCUACUUGGCUCCUCUCACCACGUGUGGGAACCUCCCCUUCCGAAGGGUCUGCAAGCGCCUGGGGGCCGAGGUGACCUGCGGGGAGAUGGCUGUGUGCACAAACCUGCUGCAGGGCCAGGCCUCUGAGUGGGCACUGCUCAAACGCCAUCACACCGAGGACAUUUUCGGGGUGCAGCUGGAGGGGGCGUUUCCAGACACCAUGACCAAAUGUGCAGAGCUCCUGAACCAGACCAUCGACGUGGACUUUGUGGACAUCAACGUGGGGUGUCCCAUUGACCUGGUCUACAAGAAGGGGGGAGGAUGUGCUCUGAUGACUCGAGCCAACAAAUUUGAACAGAUCGUCCGAGGGAUGAACUCGGUGCUGGACGUCCCACUGACCGUGAAGAUCCGGACAGGCGUGCAGGAGAAGGUCAACGUGGCUCAUAAAAUAAUCCCCAGGAUCCGAGAGUGGGGAGCAGCCAUGGUCACGCUUCACGGCAGGUCCAGGGAGCAGAGGUACACGAGGGGAGCUGACUGGGACUACAUUGCAGAGUGUGCCAGGGUAGCCAGCCCCAUGCCUCUCUUUGGUAGGUGGUUCUGCUGCUUUGUCACCUGGGCUGAAAGGGGUUGA